Molecule: messenger RNA, 2746 nt
Organism: Stylophora pistillata
Lineage: Eukaryota; Metazoa; Cnidaria; Anthozoa; Scleractinia; Pocilloporidae
Source: RefSeq, a predicted model, not a curated record
GCUUGGGAUCAGAGGAGCUAUCAGCGAGGUUGCAACUCAUGCAUACUUCCACAGAAUGACCUUAAAGAAGUUUAUCGGGCUUUUUGCUUUCCUGGUGAUUUCUCUCCAGCUUUGUCUCUCAAGCGAUGUCUUCCAAGCUGGAAAGGUCAACAUUACUGAUACCUCCCAAAACAAUCAUGGCUGCCAAUCUGUCUCCUUCAAAACGCAGUUCCAGGGCUCAGGUGACGUCAAAGUCUUUGUUUCUCUAAGUCAUGGCGACAAACAUAUCAAAAUCCACGAUCCAGCAGCUCUAUGGGUAAAAUCGAUCUCUACAUCAGGAUUUAAGGCUUGCGUUCGUGAGGCAGGUAAUGGUUCGGCAGGUAUGUCUGUUAUCAACUGGCUCGCAUUCCAAGGGUCCCAUCAAGGAAUCAAGUCUGGCAUCGUGGACUUUGAUGAAUGGACUACAAGGACACAGUGCAAACGAGUAUCGAUCAUUGAUAACCAAAGUAAUGGUUUUGAGAACGAGCCACAAUUGUUUAUUUCUGUUCAACAUAAACACACAGACAGACCUUAUGACUCCAUGAAUCUUUGGCUGGAGGGUGUCAAUAAAAAGGACUUUUACGUCUGUAUGAGAGAAUUCAUGGCGUUUGAUGGCAUUCAUUUGGACCUCAAAGUGCAUUGGUUUGCAUAUGACGUGCUACCUUCCAGCUGGAACUUCACUGAAGAAGGAAAGAUUCAUUUCGCUGGAAAUGGGGCGCCGUUGCGAAAAAAUCACUUCGCUUUUUGCCAGGAUUUUAAGUUUGAAAACCCAUUUUACAAGCCGCCUACAGUCUUGAUAUCUGGAAGUCACGAAAACACCACAAGUGCACUGUGGGGCAACUCAGGAGGUCGCUGUAACAACGCUUUAAACGUUUGGAUGGAGGAAGUAAGUCGGUCGGCGUUUAAGGUUUGUGUCAAGGACAGCCAGGGACUAAGCAAGACUCAUGACCCAGUAACCGUACAUUAUGCAAUCAUUGGAGACCUUGACCCGUGCAUCAACGUCACAUGCGAUUACUUUGCUGUCUGCAAGGCAUUCGACGCAUUUGACGCCCGUUGCGUGUGCGAAGAAAACUGCCCUUCAUAUGAAGAACAGGUGUGUUCAUCUAACUCGACUACUUUCAAAAACAAGUGCAUGUUUGAGCUGGAAGUAUGCAGACUGAAGAGUAACUACACUCUGUAUCACCCUGGAAGUUGCACGGGUUUUCCUCUUCAAUGGGGAAGAGUUGAGCUGAAUAGAGAUGUUUCCUGGGCUGAGACAGCUUGCGAGUUAGUGACUUUCCCGCCAUUUUCGUUCUAUCCAGACAAGGAAGUGCAUGUGCAGAUUACCACCAAUCACUGGAACUCCACCAGGAGGAAUUUCGCACACGAAGCCACCGUCUCGUGGGUGGAAAAUAUUAAUUACCAAAAUUUCAGGGUUUGUGCGACGGCUGCAGGAAGAAAUGACCGUGGAACGAAAGAAUUUGCGACAGUCGACUGGAUGGCUUACCAAGGAGCUCCAAAUGGAGGUGUGACAGGAAAUACACGUAUUCCAGAAUGGUGGACUGGAACGAAGUGCGUAAAGAUUAGUCUGCCAAGGGAUAAAUUUGCAGCUACACCAAUAAUUUUGGCGACGGCAGAUCACGUAACUUCAGCUUACAAGCAUGAUGCCGCCAGUCUGUGGAUAGAAUACGCUACCAGUUCUACCUUUCACAUUUGCCUCCGAGAGUUACAAAAUUACGAUGGUCUUCAUGAGGACAUCCUAGUGAACUGGAUGGCUUUUGAGGAAAUUCAUCGCCCGCUUUUCACUGAGAGUAGAAAAAUCGAUUUUCCUAACAACAGCCCUGUUUCUGCAAACUAUAAUGGUGCUUUCUGCAAGGACGUGCAGUUCAUUAAAACUUACGAAAAGGAACCUACAGUGAUAAUCACCGCGAAUCACAAUUCAGAAGGAAACAACCUAAAGCCAAAGUACAUAUCUGUUACUGCAUGGAUUGAGCAUAUCAAGACAUCAGAAUUUCGUAUUUGUCUCAAGGAGUUGUUUGCUGGUCAGCAUGACCCUGUUACCGUGUCUUAUGUUGUCCUGGCGGACGUGUGUAAACCAGGCUGGUCGUACUUUUCUGGCUCUUGCUACUCCACAAGUCAGUCGUGCAAAAACUGGACUGAGGCACAAAAAACCUGCCAAAUAUACAACAGCAGCCUUAUUGCCGUAAAAAAUCAAGAAGAAAAUAUUUACAUACAGCACCGUCUGAAUGGGGACAAAGGAUGGAUUGGAUUUAAUGACAGGGACACUGAGGGCACUUUUGUUUGGGCUGGUAACCAGCGGAGUAACUUCACUUAUUGGGCUCCACAUCAGCCAAACGAUUUCCGACUGAACGAAGACUGCGUUCACACCUUGGGGGUUGGACAUAAAUUUACAUGGAAUGACGUAAAUUGUAGGAGCUGUCAUAAUUACACAUGUUCUGAUGACCUUGAUGAAUGCAGAGGAAGCUAUCAUGACUGCAGCAAGAAUGGGAUUUGUACAAAUACACAAGGAUCAUACAAUUGCCACUGUGCCAGUGGAUAUAGCGGUGAUGGUCGGAAUUGUAAAGACAUAGAUGAAUGUUCCUCGGGUCAUAGGUGCCAUAGUAAUGCUACCUGUCAAAAUACAGAUGGAUCGUAUACAUGUACAUGUGUUAAUGGUUAUACUGGAGAUGGAAUCACUUGCUCAGGUACACUUUGCACCGAUUUUGAAAAAAUUCCUGUCACAGCCUAG